UUUGCGUGUGCUCUUUUAUUUGGCUGUGGACUGGCAUGCCGAGGGAAAUUUUCACUAUUUAGGCUACCACGCCCAAAAAACAACGAUGUUCUAAAUUUAAACGUGAAAUAAAACACGUUGGACUCGAGAUUAAUUUUAUUUUCUGAGCUGCAAAAGGGGCCCGGACAUUACAAUUUGUUUCUUCCGUGUCGAUUAUAGGUGAACACCAAUGUCAUUUUGUUGACUUAGCAACGGGAGGAAAACUAUGGGAGCGGGUUUAUUUUGGCUACAAAUGGAAACAUAACGAGUAAAUUUAGUCCUAAUGUUAUGGUUAAUCCAUGCAGUUUGAAAGAGACGUUCUGGGACAGAGGGGAGGAACAUGAUCGCCAAAUAUCCCUAGUCAAAGAUGUCUUACCUGGACUCAUCAGAGGCUACUGAUGAGGAGGAGACUUUCUACAUGCAGUGCAGAGCUGCCUACCUUAGUGUGUUCAAAUCCAGCUUGACAAAUAUCUCAUCGAAACAGGAAUUAUGUAGAGUUCUCCAGUUAGCUGGUAGAAAUCCCUCUCAAGCCACUCUUGAUAAAUACUGGAAACCAGGAACAAGUCACAUGAACUUUGAUGAUUUCUGUGACAUACUGAAAAGUGAGUGGAAAACUGAAAACAGUGAGCUGAUGGGAGUUUUCAGAAAGCUGGAUGCAAAUGGGGAUGGCUACAUUUCUCACAGCAAAGUGGAACAACUCCUUUCAACUGGAGGAGAUAAAAUGACAUCUCGGGAGCUGAAAGCCAUUUUAUCACUAAGUGAAAUCAACAAGGAUGGCAAAUUUAACUAUGUUGAGUUCUGUAGGCAUCUUGUGUCCACUGUGGAGAAAUGUCAGAUGGCCUCUUUGGUGAAGCUCCAGUCUGAUGCCAAGUUGAAGAAACAAAACUUUGGCAGUAAUCCUGACAGCUCACCAAAACCUUCCGUGAUAUCAUCGGCAACUCUCCUUCAGCCUCCAGAAACAACUUCACCAGAUCCAGACGUCACAACUCGGAAAGACAGCCGUCCAUCCUCUCGUCCUUCUUCUGCUCGCAGUAGACGAUCAUCCUUGUCAAACUCAAUCACUGCAACAUCCAGCACUAGCAAGAGUCAUCACAGUUUUAUGAAGGGAUGUUUCUUCCUGGACAUGGAUGGAACUAUUAACUCACUGCAGUACCAGCUUCAUCUACCACAGACUUCCAAUGUUACCCUAAGCAUCCGCCCUAUGAGCCUCGACCAAAGAGCUGACAAGCCCUCCCCCUGGAUGAACGUGGACACAGCUCUUUUUGUGAUGUCAGCCGGUGAUACAGAAGAGGAUCUGACACUAAUGUGUUUCACUGAUACAAAAGACAAAGAAAAAUACUGUUGGAAAGGCGAACUGAAAGCUGGGAUGUACUACCUAUUGCCUUUCUCCAGCGGCUGUAGAUUAAAGAAAAGGAGCCAAAAGAACGUCCCCACUAAAUCCAUAGAUCUUGUCUACAAGACCGACACUGGAGAACUCGACUUGACUAGAGCGUUUCGGGAGACGCUGUCGGAGAUAUUUGACAUCAUCGACCUGGACGGGAAUGGUUUGCUCAGUCUUGAGGAAUACAAUUUCUUGGAGCUGAUGGUCAGCGGAGAGGAGUGCAAGAUGGGGGCGUGGGCCAGCUGCAAAGAGAAUUUUGACAUGAGAAAGAAUCAACUGACGAAACAGGGCUUUAUGGAGCUGAAUUUGAUGGAGGCGACAGAGAAAGACGGGGACUCCGAUGACCUGUGGACUCUUGUGGAAACCAUGGGCUACAACCGUAUGCUGGAGCUUGUCGAGGCUUGCCCAUUCCAGAUAGACAUUGACUGUGAGAGCACACAGCCAUCACUGCAGCCACUUAAAAUGGACUCUGGGCUCAAAAUUCUGAAUCAGGCCCUGAUGAAGUCCAUCACUUUAGAGGGAGCAGUCAAACAACUAAAAGGACAGGACAACGUGCUCAUCUACACCUACAAAGGGGAGCACAGGGUAUCCUCCCUUAUUAUUAACAAGUCCAACCAGAAAGUGACAGUCCGUGUCAACAACAAGCACAACAUCAACUGUUGCAGCAGUAGAGGACUUAGUGUAUUUGCUAUUGAGGUGCCUGCCCGGACUAAGAUGGUGUGCCAACAUGUCCUGCCCACCAGUGACAAACAGGACUGGACCUACAACUGUGCUGAGACGGUACUGUCCAGUAAAUAGAGCUACAUAGACAUCUCUUCGCUGCUCCUGACACCCGACAUGAUUGAAAAAAAGGGGGGGGGGGUUGCAUCCAAAGUGCACCUUACUUGAAAAGAACCUUGCAUUUAGAACCUUAGUUGCCUUGCUGUUCCUAUUGCAGCUAUUUGUCAUCAUUCCAUUCUGGUAAUGCAGUGUGGUGUCUGCUUUGGGCAGACUGUCUUGCAUUGGCAAUGAAUUGCAUGCCUCUGUACAACACUCUAGUCUGAACUUUACUUGCCCUUGGCCUUUUCGGCUAUGUCUUGACCUUCUAUUUAUAUCUCACAGACCGUUCUAUGCCCUUUGACAUUUUCUGCUGAAACGGUAGACCCAACUCACUAAAUGUCACUUGGCAUAUGAGCUGUAUUUUAUGCCACACUCUGCAUUUCCUUUUCCAACAGGUACCUUAGACCCUGAGCUGUUGGCUCAUAUUGUGUUGCUGUAAGUACUGUAAUCGGUGCAUGUCCCAGUAAUUUUUCAUUGAUUUUUCAGUUAUUUUUUUCUUUUAAUUUGAAGCAAAAAUGAAAAAUUUAACAAAUUACUACAUAUUACUGUAGAGUUGCGUUGAUUUGUCAAUAGGCAUGACUUCCCAAUGUUGUUUAUAAUAUUAAUAUUUUAUUUUAUCAACUUUUAAUCUUAUAAAAGAUGAGAGGUCAAGCUCAUUGAUUUUUUUGUAUCUCACAUAUACAUUAUCUUCAUUGAAGAGCUCUGAAAACAAGUGAUAUGACAAGGCUGAUGUUCAACUUUGCUCAGUUUAUGAUGAAUAAACACUGUGAUGCAACAGGCAAACGCCAA
This is a messenger RNA of Corythoichthys intestinalis (scribbled pipefish), 3007 nucleotides long. RefSeq names its product EF-hand calcium binding domain 7 (gene efcab7). Gene Ontology annotation, molecular function: calcium ion binding. NCBI's taxonomy places the organism in Eukaryota, Metazoa, Chordata, Actinopteri, Syngnathiformes, Syngnathidae. The transcript has 13 exons. Gene Ontology annotation, cellular component: ciliary membrane; plasma membrane protein complex. Bases 386 to 2197 code for a protein of 603 amino acids. Gene Ontology annotation, biological process: positive regulation of protein localization to ciliary membrane. The record is from RefSeq and is a predicted model, not a curated record.